CAGAAAUAAAGAGACAGAAGAAAUGGUGGAAAGAAGGGGAGACAUGGCCACUCUGGUUCUCCUCGCCGUGGUUCUCUCCACGUUCUCAUUGCUGCAUGCUGAACAGGAACCCGUCUACACCGUGUGUGCUCGUGGGUUCUUUCUGAGUGAACAGGACAUCUGCCUUAAGUGUAAUUGCAAAGGCCACACCGACACAUGCGAGGACAUCACAGGCAUCUGCAUAGACUGUCAGGAUCACAGUACAGGAGAUUUCUGCGAGCGAUGUAAAGAUGGAUUUGUUCUUCAGGAAUUUCCAGACGGACGACACGAGUGCCGCCCAUGUGCAUGCCCCAUCGCCUCUGAAACCAACAACUUUGCGGCUGUGUGUGACGUGAGAGGUGCUUCACUGCGCUGUGUGUGUCAGGACGGCUAUGCCGGACACUACUGUGAGAGGUGCGCUCCUGGUUACUUUGGCAACCCCAUGCGUGCCGGCGACUCGUGCAAGAAAUGCGACUGUAACGGAAACUCUGACCCCAAUCUGAUCAUUAAAGAGUGCCACAACGUGACUGGCCGGUGCCUACACUGCUACGGUGACACAGCCGGGGACAACUGUGAGAGGUGUGCACCUGGUUACUAUGGUGAUGCCAUCAGCGCCAAGAACUGCCGCAAGUGUGAGUGUAAUAAAUGUGGUACAGCAUCGUGUGAUGACAAGACAGGAGUGUGUCACUGUAAACCCGGAGUUACAGGACAUCUGUGUGAUCAGUGUGAGGAGGGUUACUCAGGGUUCAGUAGCUGUAUGGGAUGUAGACGGUGUGAAUGUGCCGCUGCUGCUCUGUACCCCUCCUGUAAGGCUCUGACACAAGCAUGUGAGUGCCGCCCGGGGGCCGGAGGGCGCUACUGUGAUCGCUGUUUACCCGGGUACUGGGACUACUCAUCGUCUGGCUGCAAGAAGUGUGAUUGUGCUGAAGGUAAUUGUGAUGUUCAGACUGGUGAGUGUUUACCGGAGAUGUCUCAGGUCAGCGAGUGCAGCAUUGAUUGUGAUGAGUGUAUCUGGCACCUGAUUGGUGAUAUUCGUAAGUCUAACACUACAGUGGAUCAGCUGAGGAACAGUGUACUGAACAUUUCCACUGGAGCUGCAGCUCACGAUCGUCUCAAAUACUACAACUAUACUGUACACUCACUGCGGACUCAGUUUGUUGGAUGGAAGAAUAAAUCGGAUGUGAUGAGGAAACAGACGGGAGAACUGGAGGAGGAGAUAACACAUCUACACACCGACACUGAACGACUCUCUGAGAAGAAGGAGGAUGCGCUCUUGAUAAGGAAUCAGGUGGACGACGACACUCUGAGCAGCCUCACAUUGGCAGAGAUGCUAGCAGCUAAUAUGACCUUGCUUAAUUUGCUGAUUGAAGAUAUGAUUACUGAUUGGGAGUUGUACAGUGACAAGGUGGAAGUGGAUCCUGAAAUUCAGAAGCAAAAGCUGGAGGAGGCCGAGCUCAUGAUCAGCACCAUGAGAAACCUGAACAUCUCACCCAAACACCCCCUCUCCACCCAGGAGAAUGCCAACGCCACCCAACUUCUACAGCGCGUGCGUCAGAUGGAGAAGAGCAUUUCAUCGAUGGAAGGACGAGUUCCUGCUAUCAAAAAAUUGAUGGAGCAGUUUAGCACAAAGCUAACUCAUGCUCAGAUGCACCUUAAAAGAGCCGAUGAUGUACUUCAACAAACGCACAACACACACUCACAGAACCAGCUCCGAAUCCAGCGCAGACGGUCUGAGCAGCAGCGACUGAUGGAAAAUUCCGAUGCUGUCAAUCAAACUAUGACAGAAGCCAGUGACAUGAUAGCUGAGGCAAACAUGGGCGUGGCAGAGCUGGGCAUCAUGGUUAAGAAUAUAAGUGGGUACCAUGCUGCUUUGGAUGGAGCUACAGUAUCCGUACAGGAGAAGAUUGAUCAGCUUUCUCAGGCUGAUGGAGAUUUAGUACAGAGAACUACUGAGCACGCUGAAGAACUAAAGAGACACGCUGAGGAACUACAACAGAAUCUGAAGGGCGGUGAUGUGAAUGGAUUUGUGCAUAAAGCUCUGGAAGCUUCUAACGUUUAUAAUAAUAUUGUUAAAUACGUGGAUGAGGCUGACAACACCAGCUCGUUGAUGCUAAACGUGUCCACCAGGACACAGGAUGCAGUGGGUGGAUUAAUGUCUCAGCUGAACUUCCUCAAAAGUCAGAGUGAUCACAUGUUCACUGAGUCUCUAACAAGCAGCACUGACCUACAAGAGGUGGAAUCCAGCGUCAUUGAUGUCCAGAACUACAUUGAAGAGACCAAAGAAAUGAUGGCAGCAAAGCGUAGAAAACUAGAGGAGAUUGUUGAUUACAUCAACAGAAUACAGAGAGCCCCAAAAUUGCAGUUUACCCAGGAGGCGGCAGAAGGCGCUCUAAAUCGCUCGGCUGAGGUUUUAGGGGUGGUGACUCCGAUUAAUGAGCAAGUGCAGGAGUGGAGCAAUAACAUGAGGAACAAUCAGUACUCCAAGGCUGCAUAUGAACAGGCUGUAAACUCUGCUCGUAAUACAGUGAGGAACUUAUCUGAGAUCGUUCCUCAGUUACUGAACAAAUUGCGUGAUGUAGAAGAGAAGAAACCUUCCAACGUCUCCACCAGCAUCAUGAGGAUCAGAGAACUCAUUGCUCAGGCUCGCAGUGUUGCCAGCAAGGUGCAGGUAUCGAUGAAGUUUAAUGGACAAGCAUCAGUGGAGCUCCGUCCCCCUGCUAAAGUAGAGGAGCUAAAGGCGGUGACGUCCAUCAGUCUGUACAUACGAGUGGAUCCCGAUAGUGAUCCCAUUGAAGAUCGAUUCCUUCUGUACCUUGGAGACAAGAGUGGAAGUAAGGACUACAUGGGCCUGGCUAUAAAGAAUGAUAACCUGGUGUUUAUAUACAAAUUGGGAGGAGAUGAUGUGGAGAUUCCUCUCAGCACCAAACCUGUCAGCUCCUGGCCUCCUGUCUUCAACCAUGUUAAAGUAGAGAGGCUGGGUCGACACGGUAAGGUGUAUCUAACGAUACCCAGCCAGGGGUCGGUAGCGGAGCAGAAGUUCAUAAAUAAGGGAGAAUCGGAAGGAACCGACUCACUUCUUCAUCUCAGUCCUAAAGACACUGUGUUCAUCGUCGGAGGAGCUCCACCCGGUGUCAAGCUUCCUCCUGCUUUGAGUUUAGCUCAGUUUGUUGGAUGUGUUGAACUUGCCACCAUUAACAAUGAUGUUAUCAGUCUGUACAACUUCAAAAAACUACAUGACAUGAACGUGGUGGCGUCCAACCCCUGUCCCAGGUACAAGCUGGCAUUUACUCAGGGCCGCUCCACAAGUUACCUGUUUGAUGGUUCUGGGUACGCGCUGGUGAAAAACGUUGAGCGGCGUGCCAGGAUGGGCCAAGUCACCAGAUUUGACAUAGAAGUGCGAACAGUCGCUAAAGAUGGAGUUCUCUUCCUCAUGGUUAACCAAACACAGGAUAAUUUCUUUAUACUGGAGUUGAAAAACGGUUUCCUGAAACUGGCUUAUGAUUUUGGAUUUGCUACUGGUCCGGUCAUCAUGGACAGCAGCGCCACCAAAGUGCAGAUCAGUGAUGCCAGAUACCAUGAGGUAUCAGUAAUCUACCACCAUUCAAAGAAGGUGAUCCUGCUGGUGGACAGAAAGUCCAUCAAAUCCAUAGAGAGCGAGAAGAAAACGCUACCAUUUAGUGAUAUUUACAUCGGGGGGGCACCAUCAGUCCUGCUGCAUUCACGACCUGAGUUCAUGUCUCUGGUUGGACUGAAGGGCUGUGUGAAAGGGUUCCAGUUCCAGAAGAAGGACUUUAAUCUGCUGGAGGAACCAGGAACCAUUGGCAUCAGUAGCGGCUGCCUGGAGGAAGCUUUUAUGUCUCGGAAAGCAUAUUUUGCAGGUAAUGGAUAUCUGGGCUCUACAGCAAAGAUUUCUCCAUUUAGUUCAUUUGAAGGAGGAAUGAACUUCAAAACCCUGCAGCCGUUUGGGCUUCUGUUUUACCAUCAAGACGGGAAUGAUGAGUUCUCUCUCUCACUGGAGAAUGGAGCUGUGGUUCUUCACUCCAAAGGGACAAAAGUAAAAUCACAAAGAAGCAACUACCACGAUGGGCGACCUCACUUCCUGGUUGCCUCUGUCACCAAGCAGAAUUAUCAGCUGGUGAUUGAUGAUAAAGACAAACAGGAGAAGAAGAACUCAGACUCAUCAGUAUCUCAGACUGAUGGAGUGAAACAGUUUUAUUUUGGAGGAUCCUUAAGCACUAGCAUCUCUAACUUCACUGGUUGUAUCAGUAACGCCUACAUCAGCAGACAGGACCGGGAUAUCGAGGCUGAGGAUUUCCAGCAUUACUCUGAUAAAGUUCAGGUAUCUCUGCAGGAAUGUCCAUUAGAAAGACCAACCACUAGUGUCCAAACCACUCAUACACGCUCCGCCCGCCAUGCCCCUGCAGCUUUACACCAGAAAAUGAAUGGGUUGCAGGAUGACGGUCCAGCACCUCAGGGGACAAAGACCACCCCCUCUUACUUCUCAUCCCACCCACGUGCUGUGAGGCAUGCUCACUAUGAUAGCUCUGCUGAGAUCAUCAAAGAGAAACAUAAUCUGACAUUUACUCAGGGCCGCUCCACAAGUUACCUGUUUGAUGGUUCUGGGUACGCGCUGGUGAAAAACGUUGAGCGGCGUGCCAGGAUGGGCCAAGUCACCAGAUUUGACAUAGAAGUGCGAACAGUCGCUAAAGAUGGAGUUCUCUUCCUCAUGGUUAACCAGGAUAAUUUCUUUAUACUGGAGUUGAGAAACGGUUUCCUGAGACUGGCUUAUGAUUUCGGAUUUGCUACUGGUCCGGUCAUCAUGGACAGCAGCGCCACCAAAGUGCAGAUCAGUGAUGCCAGAUACCAUGAGGUAUCAGUAAUCUACCACCAUUCAAAGAAGGUGAUCCUGCUGGUGGACAGAAAGUCCAUCAAAUCCAUAGAGAACGAGAGGAAAACGCUACCAUUUAGUGAUAUUUACAUCGGGGGGGCACCAUCAGUCCUGCUGCAUUCACGACCUGUUUUCAUGUCUCUGGUUGGACUGAAGGGCUGUGUGAAAGGGUUCCAGUUCCAGAAGAAGGACUUUAAUCUGCUGGAGGAACCAGGAACCAUUGGCAUCAGUAGUGGCUGCUAGGAGGAAGCUUUUAUUCUCUGGUCCCGGUGAACAUGCAGAAGAUGAAGAGCUUCACCGGCUGUGUGAGGAACGUCCUCCUUAACAAACUCCUGCUUGAUUUCACUCAACGUUGGAACCUGCCCUGCAG
This is a messenger RNA of Trichomycterus rosablanca, 5276 nucleotides long. It is a transcript of the gene lama4, whose product is annotated as laminin, alpha 4. The transcript has 38 exons. Gene Ontology annotation, biological process: tissue development; animal organ morphogenesis; regulation of cell adhesion. NCBI's taxonomy places the organism in Eukaryota, Metazoa, Chordata, Actinopteri, Siluriformes, Trichomycteridae. Gene Ontology annotation, cellular component: basement membrane. Gene Ontology annotation, molecular function: extracellular matrix structural constituent; signaling receptor binding. The coding region runs from base 23 to 5149 and encodes 1708 amino acids. The record is from RefSeq and is a predicted model, not a curated record.